AUGCCAGCGCUUCCAUUCCGACACCUGGCUUGCUGGAACUGUUGCAUGAUCCGAUCGAGCAGUAACUCAGCGUCGUCUCGGCACGGCGCUAGCACGGCGCUGGCGCGCAAUGGAGCUUGCCUAGUCGCCGAACAAGAUCAAUCGUGGAGUGACGAGCGUCCGAAGAAAGAAGACGAUGCUCCGUCGACAGCUAUCGACAUUGAUAGUUCGAUAAAAAGGAGACGCCCGAAGCCGCCAGCGUAUCAGGCAGCAACAGAAGCAGCUGUGAGACGAGAACAAGAGAUGCGCCAAAGAGAACAAGAGAGAUUCAUGAGACCACCUAUGGAAGAACCGGCAGUAGAGCAACCAGCUUUUCAACGUGUUCCCGACAUGGUUCCUAUUGAAGAUGGAAUUGAUCCAGAUUAUCCUGCCCAACGUAUAGUAAUCAGCAAUUUUGUUCGUAAUGGGUGCCACAUUAAACGUUGGCUGUAUGAAGAUAGUUACCCACUGGACGCUCCAAGGCCUUCAAUUUAUGGUCUGACAGGAAAAGGCAGACAAUAUCCGAAUUGCUGUUGUGGAAGAAGAGGUUUGUGUUAUGGAUGCUGUGGCAGAGGUUCUACGUCAAAGCAAAGAGGUUACAUACAAGAUAAUUACGAAAAUGAUCGCAUUCGAGGAGAAUUACAACGUCUCGAUGUUAUACUGAAGAAUCUCGACGACUAA
Cylicocyclus nassatus is the source of this 699-nucleotide messenger RNA. The record is from the annotation of a GenBank genome assembly. NCBI's taxonomy places the organism in Eukaryota, Metazoa, Nematoda, Chromadorea, Rhabditida, Strongylidae.